Molecule: messenger RNA, 825 nt
Organism: Lactuca virosa
Lineage: Eukaryota; Viridiplantae; Streptophyta; Magnoliopsida; Asterales; Asteraceae
Source: the annotation of a GenBank genome assembly
AUGAAUAUGAUUUUUUUAUACAACCCAUGUAGGCUAGAAGGAAAGGUAGCCUUAAUAACUGGAGCAGCGAGUGGUAUUGGCGAGUGUACCGCAAAGCUUUUUGCUGAACAUGGAGCAAAAGUCAUCAUUGCAGACAUCCAAGACCAACUUGGUCUAUCGGUUUGUGAGAAGAUUGGCUCAUCAAACUCCAUAUAUGUCCAUUGUGAUGUAACUAACGAAGAAGAUAUCAAAAACGCUGUAGAUACUGCAGUCACUACUUUUGGAAGACUUGACAUCAUGUUUAACAAUGCAGGGGUAGUAGAUCCUAUCAAAGCACGUAUUAUCGACAAUGAGAAAAUAAACUUUGAACGUGUGCUUAAUGUUAAUGUAACAGGCGUCUUCCUUUGCAUGAAACAUGCUGCUAGGGUCAUGGUUCCACAGCGAUCUGGCACAAUAAUAUCAUCGUCUAGCCUUUCUUCACAUCUUGGUGGUAUCGCUUCUCAUGCUUACUGUUGUUCAAAGCAUGCAAUAGUUGGUCUAACCAAGAACCUAUCAGUAGAGCCUGGACAAUUUGGCAUUCGAGUCAACUGUUUGUCACCUUAUGGAAUAGCUACACCUUUAACUAAAAAAAUUACUGGGCUUGAAAAGGAGGCUUUUGAGAACGCAAUGAACUUAACAGCGAACCUAAAGGGGGUGACACUCAAAACAGAUGAUGCUGCAUAUGCUGCGCUUUUUCUGGUAAGCGACGAGGCUAAAUACAUAAGUGGACAGAAUCUAGUUAUUGACGGUGGAUUGAGCUAUGCUAAUACAUCAUUCAACUUCUUUAAAUAUGGCGAGGAACUAUAA